This is a messenger RNA of Cygnus olor (mute swan), 6647 nucleotides long. It is a transcript of the gene NECTIN1, whose product is annotated as nectin cell adhesion molecule 1. The record is from RefSeq and is a predicted model, not a curated record. Gene Ontology annotation, cellular component: adherens junction. Gene Ontology annotation, biological process: heterophilic cell-cell adhesion; protein localization to cell junction; homophilic cell-cell adhesion. Lineage: Eukaryota; Metazoa; Chordata; Aves; Anseriformes; Anatidae. The transcript has 6 exons. Bases 407 to 1954 code for a protein of 515 amino acids.
UUCCCUUUUCCCCCUUUUUCCUUUUUUUUUUUCCCCCCUUUCUCCUUUUUCUUUUUAACCUUUUUCCUUUUUUUAUCCCAUCCUUUUUUUUUUUUUUUUUUUUUUUUGGCGGAUUUCCCCUCCCCUCCCGGCCAGCCCCUCGGACGUGCUCGCUCCCCGGAGGAAAGCACCGCGCCCCGCCGAGCCCCGGGGACCCCGCGGAUGUGCCAAGCUCCCCCCGGACCCCCCCAGCCUCCUGCCUGCUCUCCUGCCGCCCUCACCGCCCCUUUACCCUCCCGCACCUCCAUUUUUCCUUUUUUUUUUUUUUUUUUUUUAAAGCAGCACCGCGGGCGGGGAGGGCUGAGGGGGGGGGGGGCCCAGCGACGCUGCCAGACCGCCCCUCGCCCAUUUCUCGGAAGGAACUCUCAUGGCUUCACAGCUGCACACAAGUUGCCCUGCAUCUUGGUGGACUAUCGGAGUUUGCAUCCUGGCGGCCGCGCUCUCCCCAGGGCUGCAAGCUCAGACUGUCUUAGUCAAUGACACAGUCUCGGGGUUUAUCGGGACAGACGUGGUCCUGCACUGCAGCUUCACCAACCCGCUCCCCAAUGUGAAGAUCACGCAGGUCACUUGGCAGAAAGCCACCAACGGCACCAAGCAGAAUGUGGCCAUCUACAACCCGGCCAUGGGGGUCUCCAUCCUCUCACCCUACAAAGAGCGGGUGACUUUCCGGAACCCGUCCUUCAAAGAUGGCACAAUUCAGCUCUCCCGGCUGGAGCUGGAGGAUGAGGGGGUGUACAUCUGCGAGUUCGCCACCUUCCCCACCGGCAACCGGGAAAGUCAGCUGAAUCUCACCGUGCUGGCCAAGCCCACGAAUCGGAUGGAGGGCACCACGCGGCCCCUCAUCGCCAAGGCUGGCAAGACAGAGAAGAUCCUGGUAGCCACUUGCACCUCCUCGAACGGGAAGCCCCCCAGCACCGUCACCUGGGACACCAAGCUCAAAGGGGAAGCGGAGUUCCAGGAGAUCCGGAACAGCAACGGCACCAUCACGGUGAUCAGCCGGUACCGCCUGGUGCCGAGCCGGGAAGCCCACCGGCAGCAGCUCAUGUGCGUGGUCAACUACCAGCUGGAGCGCUUCACCGACAGCAUGACCCUCAACGUGCAGUAUGAGCCAGAAGUCACUAUCGAGGGGUUCGAUGGCAACUGGUUUCUCAAUCGGAAGGAUGUAAAGCUGAUCUGCAAGUCUGACGCCAACCCCCCCGCUCACACCUAUGAGUGGAAGCUGCCAAACGGGACGCUGCCCGGGAGCGUGGAAAUCCAGAACAACACCAUCUACUUCAAAGGGCCCGUCUCCUACAGCGUGGCUGGCACCUACAUCUGCGAGGCCUCCAACGCCAUCGGGACCCGGUCGGGCUUGGUGGAAGUCAAUGUCACAGAAUUUCCCUACACCCCGUCUCCAAUCGAUGAUCGCAAAUCCAUGGUGCAGCCGAACAUCCCCACCCCCGUGAUCGGGGGCAUAGUGGGAGGCGUCUCGCUGGUCCUGGUGGUGGCCGUGGUGCUUUUUGUGGUACUCCGGCGCCGGCGUCACACCUUCAAGGGUGACUACAGCACAAAGAAGCACGUGUACGGCAACGGCUACAGCAAGGCCGGCAUCCCGCAGCAUCACCCCCCCAUGGCCCAAAACCUGCAGUACCCCGACGACUCGGACGACGAGAAGAAGCCGGGCCCGCUGGGCGGCAGCACCUACGAAGACGAGGACGAGGACGCGGGAGGCGAGCGCAAGCUGGGCGGCCCCAACAAGUACGAGGAGGACGCCAAGCGGCCUUACUUCACGGUGGACGAGGGCGAGGCGCACCCCGAGCCCUACGACGAAAGGACACUCGGCUUCCAGUACGACCCCGAGCAGCUCGACAUCGCCGAGAACAUGGUGUCGCAGAACGACGGAUCCUUCAUUUCCAAAAAGGAGUGGUACGUGUAGCUCGCCUCCUGGCUCCAGCCACGCGCCCGCACGCAGACACGCGCCCGCCAGCUCCCCCCGCGUCGCCGCCAAGCCCAGCAGCGGGGCCCCCGCACCCCCCGCACGCGCCCCCCGCACGCCCCCCACGGACUUCGGAGGCUCCGGCGCUGGCGAGCGGGUGGGGGGGGGGGGACAUGGGGGUGGGGGGUGGGGGCGCGGGGAAAGCUUUGCUUACGGAUCGUUUUUUGUUUUGUUUUUUUUUUUUUUGGGGGGGGGGGGGGGGGAGGCGGGGACGGGCCGGGAGGUGGGAGGUCGGGUAAUUAUUUCCUCGGUUUUGGUUUUGCCUUUUUAAUUUCUCUCGACGACUUUUUCGUCCCCUUCUGUGGUGUUUGUAUUGGUCGGUGGCGUAGGUGUUACUAUUUGCUUUAACGACUGGUGCCCAGCCUGUAUAUUACACUCUGUUCGUGUCUUCAUAGCUCAGGGGGCCCUUCGGCCCCGCGUCCCUCCCCGAGGUUUCUCCUCCCACUCCCACACCCCUGAAACACUGGAAUUUGUUUGUAUGUUGUCGUCUUCUUCUUUGUUUUAACCUGGGGAGGGGGCCAGCCGGGCUGUCCGCAGGACAGAGGCCAGAGAAGCUCGUGGCGAAGGGAACGGAGGGGCCAUUGUUGGGUGGAAGGACUUUUCUUCCUGAGCACGUUGUUCCCAGCGGGGUCUGGGUGCUGUUCCCAUCGCCCGCUGCGCGCCUGGGGGACCCGCUCCCAGGUUUUAAUGACUCAAUAAAAGGAAAAUGAGGAGAGAAGGGGGAGGAAAGCCCCAAAACAAGCCCCGGGUGCGCGGGCUGAUAGCAGGGCAGGGAACCGGAGCUGCCAUUUUCCUCCUCCCAUUUAUCACCUCCUGCCUUUUCAUUUUCCGUCUUUGUCGGAGCGUUCUUUUUAAAAGAAAGACGAGGAGUAUUUAUUGCUGACAUAUUUUUUUUUCCCCCCCGCGAUGGCUCGAAGCAGCGCUGGCCCCUUCUCGCAGCCGCUGCUGCCCCGGCUGCGGGCACGCACCCUGCAGCCUCCAGCCCCGGGCUGCACCCGGGGGGGCAGCGCUCCCACCCUGCCCGCGGUGCUGCAGGGGCUCGGGACAGGCCCCGUGCUUUUAUUAUACCACUAAGACUUAAUUGUCAUGUGUUUACACUUGAUUUUUUUGUUUUUUUUUCUUUCUCUCUUUCUUUCGGUCAGAGCAUGCGGGCGGCUCAUAACUCUUCUAGCAGCGGCCCGAGCCCGUAGAUACGUUGCUUCGCCUGCGUUGAUUGCCACUUUUCCGAUAUCCUCUCCCUCUGAUAAGCAAAGCCUUGGUAGAUAGGGCAGGAGGGAGUGAGCCUGGGGUAUUGAUCUCGUCCUCCUUCCCCCGGGCCCCUGCGUUGGGAUGGGGGCUCGGACUGCUGCUAUCUCUGCUCCGUGGGUAAAUGGGACUCCAGGCUCCCGGGCCCUCUGACACUGACCUUAUCCAAAUCAGAUUCACUGGGUUGGGGAUUAUCGCUCUUCUUCUUCUUCUUCUUCUUCUUUUUUUUUUUUAAUUUUUAUUUUAUUUGUUUUUUGUUUUGUUUUGUUUUUUAAUUUGAUGUAUAAAUAAAUCUUUUGUUUGAAAAGAAACCCCCAGUUCUCCGAGCCGUGUUAUCACGCACAUCUAAAAAUAGCAGGACUAAUUCUCCUCCUGCCCUACCCGCUGGGUUUUGUUCCCUAGCAUCCAGCGGUUAUCCUGCUGCAGGAGGGCGGCUGCAGAGCCAGACCCACGCAGAUGAGUCAAGGUCAGCUCUCUGAUCCAGGCGGCCUCCGGUGCUUUCCUCGGGCGUGCGGCGCUCGGGCCAGGCAGCAUCGAGCUCAGGCCGAGCCACCCGCAGUUUGCAGCUCGCUUUUAUUGCAUUAGCGGUGUACGGGAGUGGGAAAUCCGAUUGCUGCCCCGGAAUCGUGCUGCUGUUCCUGCCAGCCCUGCCUGCUUCCUGGCUGCUGGCAGAACAGCCCCGCGCCGCAGGAAGCGCUGUGUCCGCCUCAACCUUAAGGCUGACCCUUACCAAAACACGGCCGGACCUUCCCCUGUCCCCCCACCGCCAGCAGGAGCACCCCACAACCAAGCAGCCCCCAUAGGGGAUGAAAUCUCUGCCGUCCCUCCGUAACAGAUUGCACGGGGCUGUUGCACGCUGCAGGGUCCAGCAGCGAUUCUUCCACCUCCUGCAGUGCUCCCAGGAGGGCUGAUCCGGCAAACUCGCCUUGCGCUGGCUCCCCAGCAUUUCAGAGCCCCAAACUGCUCCCAGUUUGCUGAUGCCGUAGUUAUUACCCUCGCUUUGAGGUGUCAGUGUGGGGGAUGUAGCCUCCUUGGCUUGUCCAUUGCCCAUCUGGGGGCUCGGGAGAACAGGGGGCUCGGAGGAAGAAGAGGAGAUAGCAGGUGGUGCAUCGCCAAGGUCCCCUGGUCCUUUCCUCUCCUCCUCGUCCCUGGGCCCUUUGGCAUCCCCCCGUUGGUGCACUUGUCCCCAGAUGCCACCUCAGGGCAGUGAUUUGCUUCUUGCCGCCCCUUGCAAGGUCGGCUAACUGGCCAAAAGACUCUUGGGGUGGUAAUUACCAAGUGAUUAGCCAUUAAUCUAUAGCAAGGUAGAAGAAGAAAGAAGGGGCGGGGGGGGGAAGCACCACAGAUUGAUGUUUCAUCUGAGAGCUGUUUUGAUCCGGUAACAGCCUCACUCCCCCCUCUGGGUUAAAUUGCUCAGAGGGGGCCCUUGCAGCUGAUUAGAGCAGGGCUUGCCCCAGCUGCAGGAUAAAAACCGUCCCUGUCCCCACCUCACACGAGGCUGUGUGCACCAGGGGUCCCACCAGGAGCCCCUCCGGCUUCCCAGGAGGGUCUCAGCUGACCCAAGCCCAAGCCCCCUGCUUCUCCGCUCCCCUGCCACCACAAAGUGCUGAGGAGGUGUAAAACGGCCCCGCUGGGCCCGGCCGAGGGCAGGCGGGAGGCUGGGACCCCCUCCGAGCACAUCCCUGUCCUCGCCCACCCAUCACCUGCUGCGGGCAUGGCAUUGCCCUGCCGUGCCUGGGUGCCAGGAGCUGCUGGAAAUGUCCCAAUUUACGCUGCAGCUCGUUAGCUGAGUUGGCUUCGGGCUUGGAAGGGGUCCCCAGAGAGCACCAGCGCCCUGCUCGGGGACCGGCUGCUGGCGGAGUGCCUCGGAGGCAGGGACAGCUGCCUUACCUCCGCUCGAAGGGAUCGAUCAUCGUGCAGAUCCUUUCCCCGGGUUCUUCCCUGUGAAAAGACAACGCAGCGUGGCGCUUCUCCCUCCCCAAACCUCGACCCCGGGGGGCAAUUUGGGGCAACGCCGCAGCACCUCCGGAGUCAGCCGGGUGGGCAGGAGAGGUGAGCAGGGAGCUGGGGGCUGCCCCGAGCCCCCCGGGCAUCCUGGUGGAUGUCACCCAGCUGGACAAGGGCCGAGCCCCAGCUCCUUCCCUCUGUGUGCCCAGGAGCAGGCACAUCGGUGUCACAACCCCAAACGAUCCUAUAGUUUAUGUACAGACACCCCAGCUGUUUUCCUGCUGGGGCUUACGUCUAGGAUUAUUCAUUGCAAUUCACCCUAGUGAUGUUAUUUCCCUUAUUUAAUUACUUUUUUUUUUUUCCCCCCACGGUUGUUAAAUCGUUUUCAUCCAGUCCAAGGGAAAAAAAAAAUAAAACCUGAAGAUUUCUUUAGUAAAAAAAAAAAAAAAUCAAACUCAAAUGGUAGCACCAAAUUGAUUGCAAAGACACGAGGGACAAAGGGAGCCAUUUUCCUGGUGUUGAGUCAAAAAAAAAAAGAAACACAACUGUUCAGCAGAAAUCACCGAGGGGUUGAGGGGGAGAGAGAGAGAGAGAGAGACUCAAAAGAUUGAUCUUCAAGCAAUUAGAGAAGGGAAUGCAAUUAGAAAGGGGGCUGCAGAUCUCCUUCGCUGUUUGCCUUUCCCGUACACAAGCACACAACACGCGGAUUUGGGCACUUUCAGGCUCAAAGCUCAGAGGGAAAGCCCCCGUGGCCGAGAGGAGGGGAGAUGGGUGAGGGCAUCGUGCCGGUGGCUGCAUGAAGCUGGGGGGGGGGGGGUCCGAAAUGGGUCGGGGGUCCCACGAAGAGGAGAAGCAGGGGGGAUGCUGGCGGUGAGGGGCUCACGGUGGCACCCGGUGCUGCGGAGCCACGAAAUGUGCUUGGGGUGAAGGCAACAGGCAUGCGGAGGCGGAUCCUCGCUGGCACACCCCGGUGCUGGCCGAGGUGUUCUCGCUGAGGAUCUGCUUUGUCUUUCCUUUUGCCUUUUUUAUUUUAUUUUUUUUUAAACGUGAUUCCUUAACUCCGGUGAUUUUAAUCUCGUUUUCUUCCUCCUCUUGCUGUAAUUAUCAGUGUGGAAUAAAGACUGCAGACAGACAAACAGCCCCAACCCCACUUCUUUUUCUUUUUUUUUUUUUUUAUCUGUGUUGUAAGUGCUUUUGUAAAAAAUAACAAAUAAAAAUAAUAAUAACGUAAUGGACUUUUAUGAUUAUUUUUGUUUUUUGUUUUCCAUCCUUUGUAAUAAUUUGUUUGUUUGGGGUCCAGGGGGACAUUUUCAUGGUUAUAAUUUGUGUGGGCGGGGUGUUGCAUCACCCUUCCUUUUACUUGUACAAAAAACAAUAGUGGCUCAGCUGUGGAAAAAAAAAAAUGUACUUUUUUAUAAAUAAAGAAUUUUAAAAAAAGAAA